AUGACCUUAGAGACUGCUGCUGCUUCUGAGCUAGAGAGGUCCAAAGGGGAAGACUCUGGGCCCCCUGAAGUGUGGGAUACUGGAGAAAAGAUGCAAGCUACCCCACCCCCACCUCCUUCAAAAAGUUCUCAAACUGGUGUGCACUCUGUCUUUCUAGGUACCUCCAGAUCAUCAGUUUCUCGAUGCAAACCAGGAUCCAACUGCCCCAGUUCACACAGCAGCAUCAGCAGGCAACUGUCCCCUCUGUCUGUCACUGAAGACUCUUCUGCUCCUAUUCUUGAACUUCAGAGCCGAGGAUCCUCUGGAGUUUGUGGACACAGGGUUGAGAGACAGAGCAGAUCAGGGGAUGAUGGGACACAGACUCAUCCUGAGAGCAACAGCCAAGAAAACAGACUCAAGGCUCGCUGCCUAUCCUGCAUGUCCGUGGUUCUGAAGGCCAUCUGGGGACUCUUGAUCAUCUUGUCAGUGUCAUCAUCUUGGGUUGGAACCACACAAAUUGUAAAAAUUACUUACAAGAAUUUUUACUGUCCCUUUUUCAUGACAUGGUUUUCAACAAACUGGAACAUUAUGUUUUUCCCUGUCUAUUAUUCCGGCCAUCUAGCCACAGCUCAAGAAAAGCAAUCACCAAUGAAAAAAUUCAGGGAAUGCAGUCGAAUUUUUGGUGAAGAUGGCCUGACACUGAAGCUCUUUCUGAAAAGAACUGCUCCUUUUUCUAUUCUAUGGACUUUGACAAAUUACCUGUAUUUACUGGCUUUAAAGAAGCUGACGGCCACCGAUGUCUCUGCUCUGUUCUGUUGCAACAAAGCCUUUGUCUUCUUGCUCUCCUGGAUUGUGCUGAAAGACAGGUUCAUGGGAGUGCGGAUAGUUGCCGCAAUAAUGGCAAUUACCGGCAUUGUCAUGAUGGCAUAUGCAGACAAUUUCCAUGCUGAUUCCAUCAUAGGUGUGGCGUUUGCAGUGGGCUCAGCCUCUACGUCUGCAUUAUAUAAGGUCCUGUUUAAGAUGUUUCUUGGAAGUGCCAAUUUUGGUGAAGCCGCACACUUUGUCUCCACCUUGGCUUUCUUCAACUUGAUCUUUAUCUCCUUCACCCCCAUCAUCCUGUAUUUCACCAAGGUGGAGCACUGGUCCUCCUUCGCAGCUCUGCCCUGGGGCUGUCUCUGUGGGAUGGCAGGGUUAUGGCUUGCAUUCAAUAUCCUGGUGAAUGUUGGAGUCUUGCUGACAUACCCAAUCCUCAUCUCCAUCGGGACAGUUCUCAGUGUCCCUGGAAACGCAGCUGUGGAUCUCCUGAAGCAGGAGGUGAUAUUCAAUGUGGUCCGCCUGGCUGCCACCAUCAUUAUCUGUAUUGGGUUUCUUCUGAUGCUGCUGCCGGAGGAGUGGGAUGAAAUCACUCUGAGAUUUAUCAACAGCCUGAAGGAGAAGAAGAGCGAGGAGCAUGUGGAGGACCUGGCAGAUGUCAGCGUGCACCUGCGGAGCAGAAGCAGGGUCAACGGGACAGUGUCUAUACCACUGGCUUAA
This is a messenger RNA of Cricetulus griseus (Chinese hamster), 1512 nucleotides long. The record is from RefSeq and is a predicted model, not a curated record. Lineage: Eukaryota; Metazoa; Chordata; Mammalia; Rodentia; Cricetidae.